Messenger RNA from Clonostachys rhizophaga, 372 nucleotides. Lineage: Eukaryota; Fungi; Ascomycota; Sordariomycetes; Hypocreales; Bionectriaceae. The record is from the annotation of a GenBank genome assembly.
AUGUGUCGCAAACAGCCCGGAAUCGCCAUCGGCCGCCUCUGCGACAAGUGCGACGGCAAGUGCCCCGUCUGCGACUCCUACGUCCGCCCGACCACCCUCGUCCGCAUCUGCGACGAGUGCAGCUUCGGCAACUACCAGAACAAGUGUGUCGUCUGCGGCGGCGAGGGCAUCUCCGACGCCUUCUACUGCUUCGAGUGCACCCGCCUCGAGAAGGACCGCGACGGCUGCCCCAAGAUUAUCAAUCUGGGCAGCUCGAGGACAGAUGUGAGUUUCUGCCUCCCCCCGUCUUCGCACGCCUCACGUGCUAUCUUCCCACCCCUGGCCAAGCUGCCUCCUGUCUUUCCUUCGAUGCUCCUCAAGUUCAGAGACUAA